Physella acuta is the source of this 4021-nucleotide messenger RNA. Its product is annotated as circularly permutated Ras protein 1. NCBI's taxonomy places the organism in Eukaryota, Metazoa, Mollusca, Gastropoda, Physidae. Gene Ontology annotation, molecular function: SNARE binding; zinc ion binding. Gene Ontology annotation, biological process: endoplasmic reticulum to Golgi vesicle-mediated transport; COPII-coated vesicle cargo loading; intracellular protein transport. The record is from RefSeq and is a predicted model, not a curated record. Gene Ontology annotation, cellular component: endoplasmic reticulum exit site; COPII vesicle coat.
GGGUGAAUCUUGUUUAUAUUAUUGUGAGCUAGAUUUAGAUCUCGAUCUAGACUCACUAGACUGUCACACAAGCUCAGCUAGACCGUCUGAAUAUCAAUCGAUUCUAGACUACUAGAUCUAGUACUACACAGAAUACAACUGAUGAGUUGAUACUAGAAAAUCAAGAUCUAAGUCUGUUUAUUUAAAAAGGUUAAAUCGUUGAACCAAGAAACAAGUUAUGGAUUUUGCAUCAAAGUAUAUUUUAGACAAUGACGAAGAAGAAUAUGAAAGUGUAUCAGAGGAAGAGUUUGUGCAAGGAAUGCAUAUCAGUGAUUCCGGCUCAGACAAUGAGGAAGAGUUACUCUGUGCAGGUGACAACGAGCUUUCAAUGAGCCGCCAUCCACCACCUCUGGGAUUUAACCCAAAGAAGAAGCGCCUCCAUAAACUUCAACACCACUGGAGGCGUAAGAGCGGAUCAAAGGAAGGUAAACAUCAGUCAAAAACUGACUCUUCAAGUGGAUCCAAGGAUGAGACCCAGCCAAUGAAAACAGAGGACUCUAGAAAACAAGGCAGCUCAUCCAGUUCUAAAAUGCCUGGCAAACGCCGUUUUAGGAGAGCUGACACAAAUGUGGUUUCUGUGAACUUCAGUGCUCUACUAGCACCUGGCAACAUGCAUGCUGGAGAGCCAGUGCUAUGUGGCAAGUGUUCAGCCAUACUCUCCCACAUCAGUAAAGUCAACCCUCAAACAAAGGAGUGGCAGUGUGAGUUCUGUGACGAGGUGAUGGUGAUUGAUGUUGAGCUGGAGGAGAUUCCAACAGCCGAGGAUGUGACCUACUUGAUGGAGCCUGCCAUGACAACAACAGCCAGCACAAUGUCAGGCUUGGACCAGUCUUUGGUCAUCUUCUGUGUGGAUACCUCAGGCAGCAUGUGUGUCACCUCUGAGAUCUCUGGAACAAUAAAACUGAGGGGAACAAGCCAGCUGAGGAGGCUGGAGAGUUUUGUAGAGUUGGACGAGGUAGAUCAACGUCUUCCAUCACAGCGCGGCCAGUCUGUCACCUACAUAUCCCGUCUUCAGGCCAUGCAGGCCGCUGUGGACCACCAGCUGGGGGAGAUGGCCAAAAAUCACCCUAACAGACGGGUGGCCUUAAUCACCUUUAAUAACGAGGUGAAGAUAGUUGGAGAUGGCAGCCAGAGUGAGAUAAUUGUGGCAGGUGAUAAGUUAAAAAAUGAGGAGCAGCUGAAGCAGAUAGGACUGGAGGCAGCCCUACCCCAGGCUAUCAAAGGCAGCCGCAUUCGACUGGGGGAGAAAGUUUACAACCUUGAAGAAGGGGGAGCAACUGCCUUAGGCCCAGCUCUUCUUGUGGCAGUCAACAUGGCCUCCCACCAUCCAGGGUCAAAGGUCAUCUUGUGUACAGAUGGUAAGGCAAACAUCGGCCUUGGUAAACUGGAAGAUGUGUCUGACGACCAGGCGUCACUGGACUUCUACUCUAAAGCUGCAGAAAGUGCUCACACUGCUGGAGUUACUGUGUCAGUUAUAACAAUUGAAGGUACAGACUGUAAGCUCGUACACUUGGGGAUGCUAGCAGAUAAAACAGGAGGGCAGGUAAACAUUGUUGACCCUCUGAAAUUAACAGAAGAGUUUGGCAAUAUUCUGGCUGACCCAAUUAUUGCCACUAAAGUUAAAGCCUUGUGUAUUCUUCAUAAAGAACUUUAUGUGAUAGACGAGAAUGACCCAGACAACCAACAGAGCAGAGUAGAGCACAAUGCUGGAAAUGUCAAGAGCAGUACAACCAUUACAUUUGAGUUUGCUAAACGAAAAAAUUCUAAAUGUUCAAAAUUAUCUCCCGCUAAGUCUCAAGAAACACAAGGCACACAGGAAAAACCUACAGAAGGUUUACAGGCUUCUGGUGGUGAAGGUGAAGGUCACCGACCCCUGAAGGACUUCCCAUUCCAGCUGCAAAUAAAUUAUGUUGACACCGAAGGAAACAAAGCACUGAGGGUGCUGACACGCACAAAACCUGCAACUAAUGACAGGAAAGUCACAGAGGACAAUGUAAAUUUGGAAAUUCUGGGAGCUCAUGUGGCCAAGAAAUCUGCAGAUUUAGCAUUAAAAGGCCAGUUCUCCAAGUCUAGAGGACUUGCUCUGAUGAACCAAAGGCUAGCCUGGAGGAACAUCCACAGUGAUACAUCAUCAACAACUGACAGAGUUAAAUACAAGACUAUUUUUAGUAAGAUCCAGAGCAUGGAGAAUUUUGUGCAACAAAAACAAAUGCGUGAAAUAGACUUAUUUGGUCGCACACGGAGUGACAGUGAACACAGUGAGAAUGAAGAUGGUGAUGAUGAAGCCUCAUCAGAUGCUGUGAUGUGUGACUCCUACAUUCCUCCUCCUGUUAAAAGACACACCAAAGGUUACAUUGCUUCCAAGUUUAGAAAGAUGCAUUCGGAACGAGCAUCAGAAAUGGACGACAACAUGGCCAACAUGAUGUACAAGUUUCGCAGUGUUGGGGCCAGUGAGAUGAGUUCCACAGGCAAUGAAGGCAAGUUUCUGGCCAUAGGCUCCAGCUCCAGUGGGGAGAAGAACAAGAAAACUGAGGAGAAAAAGUGAAUCCAUGCUAAAUGCUAAAGGCUCUUCAUGUCUAUUCUAUAUUUCUUUCUAAUACUACUAAGUGUGUAUAAAAACAAUGGUGUUCAGAUUUUUAAAUUAGUUUUAUUAAAAAAAAAUUUAAGUAUUUUAAAAUGCUAAUAAUUUUGAUCCAAAUAUAGACUAUCUUCCAUGAGACUUAUGUACACAUAUUUGUAUGAAUAUAUCAAAUUUAUCAAUUUUGAUGCCAUACUUAAGUUGUUCUUAAAGUAAAAUCUUGGUCCUAUGAUUCUACUACUGGCUACAGUUUUUACUAACGCUUUUGCUUUCUAGAGAUGAGAUAAGGUUUGUUCUAAUAUAGGAUUCACUUGUAAAAUUUAUGUACAACAAUUUUGUUUCAAUAGACUGGAUUUCAAUUGAACUGUAGAAAAUUAUACAUGGCAGGACUUUUUCAUUAGAUCAAAGGGUUAUUUGUUUUAAAAAAUUCUUGUCCAUUUCUAGUGAUACAUCUUUUUUUACAGACAGAACUGAAACAGGAAAAUUUUGUUUCCUGGAUUGUCUGUUUACAUUUCAAGCAAUGAUUAAAUCUUGCAAUUUUGAUUUCAAUAUAUAGGAUUUGAAAACAAUAACAAAUCUGCAGAAUAUUCAAGAGAUUUUUCAAAGCUUUAUUUGUUGAAAAAACUUGUCUUGUUACACAAUACUAUCUGAUUGAUUCUUUUCACAUACAAAGUUGGAAUUAGAAAAUUUUUUGUUUCCUGGAUGUUCUGUCUACAUUUCAAGCAGUAAUUAAAUCUUGCCCUUUUAUAUCAAUUAUAUAGGAUCUGCUGAAGCAAAAUAUUUUUACAUUUGACUUUCUCAACUUGCCCAACCAUUUUUUUUACAAAAACCGAAAACUCCGUGAUUUACAAAUAUUUAAUUCUGUGUUAUCCUGUGAUCUUUAUUCCUGCUAUUUUUUCCUGUAAAAUAUAUUUGAUACAUUUUUUUUUACUGAAAUAUUUUUACUCAUUUGAGGUGCCAUUUUUUUUUCAGGUAUUAAAAUUUUCUACACAUUUAAUUUUGGUUAAUUUUGAAUUUUUGUAUUUAUAACCUUAAAAUUAACUUUAUUUGUUUCUCUAAUUUGUAAAUCCAUGAUUGUAAACAUUAAAAGUUUUUGUGACCCUGAAAAAUGUCAAUACAUACUCCACCUUUAUACUUUGACAUGCAUUUUACCAUGUCACUUUGCUCCAAACACUAUAGCAAAUCUGCAGAAUGUCAAAGAGAUUAUUUUAACAAAUUUCUCAAACAAGAAGGCAGCUCUAACUUCUGUGUUGUCUGUUACAGAACUAUGGGAGUGAACUGUUCUGUGUAACUGCUUUGAAUAUUGUGUGUGUGCGAAGUUUUUUUUCAAACUUGAACAAAUUUUUUUUUACAUGUCAACAAAUGUGAUUAUUUUUAUACAAAUAAUAAACAUUUUCUAAUAAC